AUGAAGCGUCCCAAGAGCCCCCAGUGGGAGGAACAGGAGGAGGAAGAAGAAGAUGACAAUGAAGGGGAGAGGAGGGUGGUGGUAGGACACAGGGCCAAGCGGGAGCGCCGUCAAGCCAGUGGCAGUGCCACCAUGUGCCAGGUGUGCAACAUUGCGCUGAACUCAAGCGCCCAGGCUCUCAUCCACUACAGGGGCAAGACCCACCAGAGGAGGCUACGCCGACUGGCAAAGGCUGUCAGCACAGGUGCGCUGUCCCAGAGCCAGGUCCACCCGCUCCUGGGCGCGCUGCCUCUGCCAGGUCCACCCCUCCAGCCGCAGACUCAUGCCCAUUUGGAGCACUUCCUGCCGCUCAGGAUCAACAGCUCCUCGCCGCUCAGCCUUUUCCCCAAUUUCAACACGAUGGACCCGGUGCAGAAAGCGGUGAUCAACCACACCUUUGGUGUAGCUCUACCAAAGAAGAAACCCAUCAUCUCCUGUAACAUCUGUCACCUGCGCUUCAACUCCACUACCCAGGCAGAGGCCCAUUACAAGGGUCACAAACAUGCUCGUAAGCUGAAGGCCAUGGAGACCCAGAGGAACCGCCAGAAGAAUGGACACAGUCCAUCCACAACAGGGAAAGACAGAGACAGAGAGAAAGAGAGGGGGAUGAUGGGAGGAGGAGUGAUGCCAGCAGAUGCACAUUUAAAAGAUAUAACAGGCCCAAGCACCUCUUCCCAGCCUGCUCAACAACAACUAGAAAAUGGCCAGGGGAGUUCACUGGCACCAACUCCUCCCUCACAGCCUUCAUCUACGGACUCCCCCUCACCCCACUCUCCUCAGCUGUCCCCGCAAUUCUCCCCUAGCUCUCAGCUUUCUGAUUUAACUUCAGAUGGUCCAGCGGUGGACAAUGCUGGCAGUCCGGGCCCCAGCUCUGCACCAGUCCCUGACCCCCAGGGGAGCUCCACUGUAGGUGAGGAGGAGGUGGUGAAGGUGGAGGAGGCUAAGGAGGCCAAGAACAACAAAAAACAACAGCUCCACUGUCCCACGUGCAAAGUGACGGUUAAUUCCAGCUCCCAGUUGGAUGCUCACUGUAGUGGCUCCAAGCACAAACAGAUGCUGGACGGUGAGAACAGCAGCCAGUCACAAGGCAGGGUCAAGAUGACAUCAUCGCCCAGGCCCACCUGCCGGAUUAAGCAGCGAAUGGGCAGCAAGACCAGAGCGGUUGUGGGUGUAAGCAGCCAGCCCUUUCACUGUGAACUGUGCCAGGUGUCCGUCAACUCUGAGACACAGCUGAAACAGCACAUGAACAGCAGGAGACACAAAGAGCGCUUGGCCGGGAAGCCUGUCAAAGCAAAGUUCACCCCCUAUAAUAAACUGCAGCCUAGUGCUAUCUUAGCGACUAAAGUGGCCCUGCAGAAGCAGCUGUCCAAGGCCCUGCCGGCAGGGUUCCUGACCAGCCCUCUCAAUCCAGCUGCUUUGUGCACUAUGGCAUCUGGACCACUGGCACUACGGCUGCCGCAGGGUCCCACAGCCAUCAUCCAGGGCCCCCUGAUCAGCCCCACACUCUUCAGGCCUGCCCCAGGACCUCUGAGGGCCACGCAUGCACCCAUUAUCUUCUCUCCUUACUAGCAAUGAGUCAUGCUAAACCAGAGGACCUGAGAUUGGACCUAACCUAUUGCCAAAGCUGGACCAGGAGAGGACUUAAGCAUAGUGAG
This is a messenger RNA of Scomber scombrus (Atlantic mackerel), 1694 nucleotides long. RefSeq names its product zinc finger protein 385C-like. The coding region runs from base 1 to 1608 and encodes 535 amino acids. Gene Ontology annotation, molecular function: nucleic acid binding; zinc ion binding. NCBI's taxonomy places the organism in Eukaryota, Metazoa, Chordata, Actinopteri, Scombriformes, Scombridae. The record is from RefSeq and is a predicted model, not a curated record. The transcript has 8 exons. Gene Ontology annotation, cellular component: nucleus.